UCACACACCCUCAUCCCCCUUCUCCUCCCCUCUCUUCCUCCUUUCCCUCCCUCUUUCUAGUCUCCCCCAUCCUUUGUGAAAAGGCAUCAGUCGUCAGAGCUCAGUCCGUUGAAGUGGCCGGCUUUUGAACCAUGCCCCAGCCCGAGCCCCAGGACAGCUGAGUCCACUGGGAGGAGCACAUCUCUGGGGAAAGUAAGGCCUUGGCUAGAAAAAAAAAAAAAUAUAUUGUGAUUUUCAGCUGCAGGACAGAAGGAGUGAGUGAAGUGGAGCAACUCAGAAGACUGGAACAAAGAAAGACAGAGAGAGAUGAGUCCUGAGCACUUCAUCUCGGUGAAGACACAAUACAAAACACACGUGAAACUAUAACUGCAGGAAACACACCCCUAACUACUGGUAACAAACAAAAAGGGAGGCCUGGGGGGACUUGGAGGGAGCACCAGUAGCUGUCCAUCUAUCCAUCUAACCAGCCAGCAGCAAUGCAGGGGCUGAUGUGGAGCCUGUGCGCCCUGCUCUGCCUCUCCCUCUGGGAGGAAAGUUACUGCAGGGGCUCCAGGGAAGCCCGGAGGACCAAAGAGCCUUCUCUCCACCGGAGUAAAAGAGCUUCCCAAGAUGAUGGCAAAAAGUGUUCCUACACCUUCCUCAUACCGGAGCAGAGAAUUACAGGUCCAAUCUGUGCCAGCACCACAGGCCCUGAGCCAGACAAGGACAGAGUGACCCGCAUGGACAUUGCAGAUGUGCGGGAGGUGCUCAACAAACAGCGGCGUGAGAUUGAGACACUGCAGCUGGUGGUGGAUGUGGAUGGUAACUUAGUGAAUGAGAUGAAGCUGCUGCGGAAAGAGAGCAGGAACAUGAACUCCAGGGUGACCCAACUCUAUAUGCAGCUGCUGCAUGAGAUCAUCAGGAAAAGAGACAACUCUCUGGAGCUGGCCCAGCUGGAGAACCGCGUCCUCAAUGUGACCUCGGAGAUGAUGCGACUGGCUUCAAGGUACAAGGAGCUGGAGGCUCGGUUUGCCAACAUGGCCGGGGUGGUCAACAACCAGUCCAUUCUCAUCUCUGCACUGGAGGAGCAGUGUCUGAGGGGACGCAGUGAGCUGCCCGUCGUUCCUCCACUGGUACAGGUGGUACCGCAGAAUAUACCAGUGAACAAUCGUUUCACCAAUGAGAUACAGAGGUACAACAACAACCGGGCCUUUCCCAGAGGAUCACGCAUGGACUCACCUACUCCGAGCCCAUUUGGGAUUGAUCCGCCACCACCGCAAGGAACACUUACCUCUGAUGGUCCCUUCAAGGACUGCUACCAGGUGCGACAGGCAGGUCACACCACCAGCGGGAUGUACCUUCUGAAGACAGAAGGUAGCGAUCGGUUGAUCCAAGCCUGGUGUGAACACGGCCUGGACAAUGGAGGAUGGACUGUGUUGCAAAGGAGGAGAGAUGGCUCUGUUAACUUUUUUCGGAAUUGGGAGAACUACAAGAGAGGCUUUGGAAACAUAGAUGGUGAACACUGGCUUGGGCUGGACAAUAUCUACAACCUGGGGAAACAGGGAGACUAUAAGAUGAUGGUUGAGCUGGAGGACUGGACAGGGAAGAAGGUGUACGCCGAGUACAGCAGCUUCCGCCUGGAGUCAGAGAGCGAGGGUUAUCGGUUGAGGCUCGGCACCUACCAGGGCAACGCUGGGGACUCCUUGAGCAGUCACAACGGAAAGCAGUUUACCACGCUCGAUCGUGACAAGGAUGCAUUUUCUGGUAAUUGUGCCCACUUCCAUAAGGGUGGCUGGUGGUACAACGCUUGUGGCCAGACCAACCUGAAUGGCGUAUGGUACAGCGGGGGAGUUUACCGCAGCAAAUUCCAGGAUGGGAUCUUCUGGGCAGAAUAUGGAGGAGGUUUCUAUUCCCUCAAGUCAGUCCGCCUCAUGAUCCGACCGAUUGACUGAAACCUUGGACAUUCUUCAAAUGCACCUCAGUUUCUUACCUUAUCUUUAUCUACCCGUAAACAAAUACUGUAAAGGCAGAACCAGGAAUCCCUGCCAUCAUACAACAGCGCCUUGUAAAAUAUGAAGGUGAAGAGACAGUGGUACGCGUUUAUGGCCAGAUAAUUAAGACUCCAGUGGCCUGCGCAGUGGCUAGCUCCCAUGUUGACUCUAAAUUCGAGAUGAAGACUGAUGCCAUUGCCCUCCCCAAGUAACUGCUCUCCUCCACCUUUACGUCUGGAAAGUAAUGGUCCAUCAAGCUCACUAGGACCAUUAAGUAUUAAUCUUAAGUGUCCUAUCUUACUCACUCUUGUUGAAACUCAGUAUGUAAUAAAAGGGAAAAGGUCAUUUUACCAGAGAAAUUUCUUCUGAGCAGCUAAUGGUGACUCAUUGAAAGUAGUGUCACCCGUAGCAAAGGGUGCUGGAUGUAUUUGGAUGUUUGACCUAAGUAGCAUGAAAAAUGGUGAAAAUAAUGCAGUUUAAAUAAAAAAAAGGUGUGUUGCCAGUUAGAAUACCUGAAAAUCAAACAAUUGCAAGACAGGCCUUGCUACUGUUUACUGGUUUCUGGAUUUUGUCUGGACUUCUGGGGUUUCCUUCGACCCCAAACAGAAAAUGAACUUGUGCGACAAUGUGCAUGUGGCUGAGCUGGCUUUGGUGUGUAAAUAUCUUUGGCUUUAUUUGUGAAAGGUAAUUUAAGAGAUGUUAUUCUUCUCAGGCCAAAUGUUCACAAUGUUGUCACUCUGUCAUUCUUUGUUAUUUAUCAGUGUAUUUAUAGUAAAUAUAGUCAUGGUCAUUUUAUUAUCUACCCCUGUAACAAUACAAUUCUUAGUAUUUUUUAAUCACAUUACACAUUACAUUAACAACACUUGAACUGAAGGACAAACAAACAGAACUAGCCGAGACAAACAAAUCCAGAGUGGAUGUCUAGUUGACUGGAGAUGAAGAGUAUGUGACGUGCACUACCUGUUUUCAUCCAUGUCAAAUUAAAUUCAUUUGUAAACAGUGAA
Molecule: messenger RNA, 2974 nt
Organism: Larimichthys crocea (large yellow croaker)
Lineage: Eukaryota; Metazoa; Chordata; Actinopteri; Sciaenidae
Gene: angptl1a
Product: angiopoietin-like 1a
Exons: 6
Coding region: 477-1931 (484 amino acids)
Biological process (GO): blood coagulation, common pathway; blood coagulation; platelet aggregation
Cellular component (GO): fibrinogen complex
Molecular function (GO): extracellular matrix structural constituent; protein-macromolecule adaptor activity
Source: RefSeq, a predicted model, not a curated record